This is a messenger RNA of Chrysoperla carnea, 1598 nucleotides long. Its product is annotated as microtubule-associated protein Jupiter-like. The record is from RefSeq and is a predicted model, not a curated record. Bases 210 to 674 code for a protein of 154 amino acids. The transcript has 3 exons. NCBI's taxonomy places the organism in Eukaryota, Metazoa, Arthropoda, Insecta, Neuroptera, Chrysopidae.
GUCUAACAGGCAUUCACAACUGAUAUAUUAUCCAGAACACCGCUUCGUUUCACUGUUGUAUAAAAGUGUAGAGCCUACAUUGUUACGUUUUGAAUAGAGAAAAACGCGAAAUCAUUUCCAAAAUCCGCUCUAAGUUUUUGGUGUGAAUUGUGAACCCGGAAAUUCUUUAAGUGUUAUUUUUUUUGAUAUAUUAAUCCAGAAAAAACAAGAUGGCCACUUAUGCUGCAUACAGACACAUCGAACUCGACAAUGUGGGAUACAGCAAAAAACGAGUUCGUAAUCCACCAAGUGAUAUUUUUGGUGGUACCUCAUCACCAAUGCCAAGCUCACCAAGUAGCCAAACAUCAUAUGGCAACAACAUCACACCAUUACGUGACCAACGUAUGAACCAUCACCGUUUAAGUGAUUCAUUCACACGAUUAUUUGGCGCACCAGAUACACCAUCUGCUCCAGCACAACCGGCUAAAGUUGAACGUCGUUCAUCAUUAGGACGUAAUCCGGUCACUGGUGAUGGUGUACAAUCAUGGGAUAGUCCAAAAACAAGCCGAGCAACAACACCACGCAUUUUACGCAAUCCGGUCACUGGUGAAGGUGUAAAUGGUCCAGUCAAUCAUCACUCACCAUCUCCAAAACCAAAUGGACACAUUUCGGCCAUUAUAAAUGGAACUGCCUAAACAAACUAGCCAAAAUCACACAAAAAUAAUCACCUACUUACUGUGUCUGAUAGAUUUCAAAACCAACAUCAACAACAACAAAAAACUCGAAUAUCUAACAGACACAAACGAUUAUAAUUUCGAAACUCCCCGAUUUAAUAAACUAACUUAAAAAAAAAAACUAAACUCGUUAUCGUCAGUAUUAUACGCCCAAAUUGACAAGUUAGAUUUUAAAAAAGAUUAACUUUGCCUAAUAUUUAAAAGUUUGUCCUAAAAAUAUAGUACGUAAAAAAAAUUUUGAAAAUGUGUUUAGUAUUAAAAUUAAUGAAAAACCCUUAAAUCCCAUUCUAACUCAUCCAAAAAAAAAAAAAAAUCAUAAAUAAGAAAAUUUGCUUCUUCCAUAUCAAAACAUUUCAUUAAUCACCAGAGUUUUUCUCAAUACUACCCUUAAGAAAAAUGUUACACCAAAAAUUAGAUUUCGAUUAAUAAAAUUUAUUUCCAUUAAAACAAAAGUAAUCACCUUAAUUUUGUUAAUUAAUUUCUUUUUCUGAUAUUGUUUUGAAAAUGACUUCAUAAGUCGGAAUGACUCAUUAUCUGAGCCAUGAGUUCAUGCAUAAAUUAAAUAAGCUUAGUAGUCCGAGACGACAAUUAGGAUCUUUAUUUUAUAAAUUUAAAAAAAAAAUUAAUUGACAUAAAGACUCAUUCAUACUCUAUUUUUGGUGUUCGAUGAAUCGUAUUUCGAUAAUAACACCGAGGAGUAUAGUCAAUUUUGUGUUGUUUUUGAAUGAGGUCUAAAAUUAAUUGAAACUAAAAUAAAGGCUCGUUCACAUUCAAUGCAAUGACAUUUAAGAGUCAUGCAGUGUCAAUUGAUUCACAAGUUCAGGUCCUAAUUUUACAAAAUUUAUCGAAAUUGGCACUCAUUGAGCUUCAUAAAUAAAUAAUAUA